AUUCAUUCAGUCCAAAAAUUGCAAUUCUUUUAUUCUUUCAAUUGUUUCCUUUUCUCUCUCCCCUUCUCUUUCGUGUAGAAAAUCACCAAUUCGCAAGUACGACAAAUUGGGUCCGAUGGUAGACACGGGCUCCAACGGCAGCGGCGGCCGUGUCAAACCCGAAGAUGUCAUUUCGACCCUCAAAGACGACGGUGAUUUUGAUCGCCUUCGUCGAAAAAUCAUCCGUAAACUCAAGGACGAUGAAGAAUUGCGAAGCAAUAUUAUAUCAAUGGUUAAACAAUCAGCAUCACUAAGUUGUCCAGGCGUGGAGUCUAUGAAACCACGUCAGCUUUCUGAUGCAAUACACCAGGAAAUUGGGGACAAGCUGAUGAACCAAGUAUCUGAUUGUUUGUGGAAUAUAAUUAAAUCUGCUGAUGGCGUGCAGUCUGAAAUAAAAGAAACUGUGCAGUCGGUAUAUGAUAAAUUAUCAAAUCCUGGAGGCAAGGACAAUGGCGAGUCCUCUUCUCGAAAGGAUUCAUCACCAGUCAAUAAGCUAGAAUCUCGUGAUGCUACAGGCGCUUUUGCGGCUAGUGCUACACUUUCAGAUGAAGACUUAAAUGAACCAACAGGAUUUGCUCUGAGGCGGAAGAAGAAGAAUAAGAAGAACCAAAUGAACAAUGUUGAUAGGCCAAAUCGUCGUAAACGAAAAGCAAUAAAAGCAAAAGUGGGGGACAGCUGGCAGUUGGAUGAUUUAGAAGAGCCUGACAAUUUGGAUUACGAUGUUCCACCUGGAUUUUCUUCUGUGCUCGAGCAUAAACAUUCAGGAGAUGCUAGCGAUGAAGAUCCUGAUGUGCCUCCUGGAUUUGGAUGAGUAAACAUGCAGCUCUAUAUUUCAGCACUAUUUUAUGACGCUUUUUGACAUGGGGAAUGAUUCAAAUCUGUGAUGCAGCAUCCAGUUAGAGGCUAGGGUAAGUACUAAUUUUGCAUAUAUUUUUACAAUGCCGACGAGGUUAUGAAACUUAGGCUUCACCUAGAAACCAAACCACGGAUUGGCUAAUCUUCCCUCAAUUCUUAGUCAUUUAUCUGCUGGACUAAGAUCUUUCGAGCUGAUCUCAUGGCUUGAGUAAAUCUUGUUUGAGAAAAUUUCUUGAUAGGUGUACUUGGGCACUGUUUAAAAGCAAAUUCCCAUGAUAUUGUGUUAUAUGAUGGAAAGCACACGUGAGUUGCAUGCCGAAAAUGUAAAUUUUGAUCUGUUUUUAUUCAUCUCUAAUUCGUUUGUAGGUAUACCAAAUACCAUCAUUAUUGUCUAGGAUUUCCUGCUUGAAAGCCCUCUUUGUAUGUGUUACUUCCUAAGAUGGAAGAUAUGAUCCAAGGGGAUUGUGCUUGUGUAGAAAAUUUGAAAAUUAUAAAUAUCAUCCUUCAGUUGUCA
Molecule: messenger RNA, 1408 nt
Organism: Salvia hispanica
Lineage: Eukaryota; Viridiplantae; Streptophyta; Magnoliopsida; Lamiales; Lamiaceae
Source: RefSeq, a predicted model, not a curated record